Molecule: messenger RNA, 3688 nt
Organism: Rhopilema esculentum
Lineage: Eukaryota; Metazoa; Cnidaria; Scyphozoa; Rhizostomeae; Rhizostomatidae
Biological process (GO): regulation of transcription by RNA polymerase II
Cellular component (GO): nucleus
Molecular function (GO): transcription cis-regulatory region binding
Source: RefSeq, a predicted model, not a curated record
CUCGUCUUUCAUGAUUUAUUUGUUUUUGUAGGAAAUCUAUAGAUUGCGAAGCGAGUUACUGAAGUCUUAACUAUUGAAAUGCCCUCAGCUGUACACAAUGUCAGUUCAGAGUGUUUACAUGAAUUAUUAUUCUAAGAAACUCCGUUUGAAGUUGCCAAAAACUUUAUGAAAGUGAAAGAAAUUUCGACAUAAAUGAAACAGGCCGAUAAAAUGAGGCAACAAAUAAGAACCUGGGAGAUUUUGAGCUAAAAUUACUUGACACGAAAUUUAACUUUGAUAAUAAAUUGUACUUAAUGCGCCCCAGGAGAUGUUUGAAUGGGAAACGCACGCAUUUGAUGGCGGAUGGAGGCGUCCUAUUACAAGAUUAACAUAUUUUGUAUUGAUAUUUCCCUUUUGUUUUGUUACUCAUUGACAUGCUUCUUUUAGGUUUGUUGAUCGACGCCACAGCACCGGUUGAGUGCUUGCCGUUAUCUUCUUUUCACGGGGGUAAAUCGCAUGUAUACAUACAUGACAGGUAAGGAAUCUAUUUUUCAACCAAAAAAUGAAUACAAAUUUCGACGAAAUUGUUCAUGAAAUAAUUGCUCGAUUCAUAGGCCGUUAAUGAUCUUAGGUGGAUUACAGAGACAAAUGCAGCAUUUUUUGAAUUAGAUCUAGUUAAACUUUCCAAGCGAAAUCAUCAGUUCCGUUCCUUACGAAAAUUGCCGUUAUUCAAUAUGUCACGUGAUUAAACAUUCUAUAAUUGCUAGUUGUACGGGGGUAAGUAAACUUUAUACGGUUUCAGAUAUCAUUUGGUUGUUUCUCGCAAGACAUAGACGGAUGCCAUUAUUCUUUCAUUUUUAAAUGAAUGUUCUAUGAACUAGCUGAGUUUGUUCUGCUUGGCUUUAUUUACAAUUUGCCGAUAAAUACUGUGUUUAAUGGAAUAUUUGACCCAUAAAUGUAGUCACGUGAUUGAUGUAAUCUGGCGGAUGGCUUCGGUGUUGAAAUCGGUUUGAAAACUGUUGAUCAGUGAUACAGAUUCUCAAACGUUGGAAUGCGUCUUAAAAAUUGUUGAUCUGCGCAUUAAAAGCCUUCAAAUAUGGAUUGUUCAGUCGUCGAGUUUGUAGGGAAAGAACUUGGACAGCAUGGGUCAAACAUUUAUUUUAAAGAAUUUUCUGUGAUUGUUGAUGGUGUGAGGAGAAGCUAUAAGCUUGGAGAAUUUUAUUUCAUGAGGAAGGACCCGCAACAGCCAAUAUGCAUUGCUGAAUUUCAACUAAUUUGGGUGAAUUUGAAAGAUGGCAGAAAAUUAGCAGCUGCGAAAUUAUAUUUUAGACCAGAAGACACAAAUUCGGGAAGACUUUGUGAGCAUGGCGAGGAUGAACUAAUGGAAGCCGAUCGCUUUGUGUCUGUUUAUUGUGAGCAAGUUCCAUCGUGGGAGUACAACAGCCGGGUUCCAUUUGGUUCUUGCGCUUAUGACGGCGUUAAACUGGCUAAUCAGUACAUAAACCAGCACAAUGAGUUGUCUUCAUCGGUUAAUUGCUGUUGCAAAGUGACGGAUAAUUGUAAAACGCAAGGGGUUCGAACUCCAGUGAAAGUGUUGAGUUUUCCAGCAUAUUGCAGAUACAGGGCGUCAAUGAAGCUUUUGGCUACUGGCUGCAAACUGCCGAGGAACGUGAUGCUUGCUAGAGGUGCAAUCGAGGUCGAUUGCCCAAAAACGAGGAUACUCUUUAAUCGCUUCAAGUUCCAACACCCCAACAUUGAAAGAUUUUCUUUAGCUGAAGAUAUUCGAAUCCCACAGUUCAAAGGACGACCCAGGAAAAGGAAGCAAAGCAAAACCAAAGCGACAAAUGAUGCCAAAAAGACAAGGGUAGAGAAAGAGAACUCGAUACCUGAAUCGAGAAAUAUUCUUCAAAUGUCACCUAAAGAAGAAUUGAAACCCGGGCGCAAUCCUACGUAUAGAAUAAUUGCUCCACCGGUUGAUAGUAAUCCGGACAGAAACGUCAUCCAUGUGAAAAUAGAAAACAAAAAUGAUCCUGGGAAUUCAAAGGGCAUCAAAGAGGAGAUUGAGUAUAGCAAAGUAGAUGAGCUGGACAACGAUUUCGAACGGAGUUCCAUGGAAGCUGAAAGUGCAUCGCCUGAUGAAGAUGACGAUUACAAACUUGCAAUGUUUGGAGAUUCAAAGUUCUUUUCAGACGAAAUGGCAGCAAAUGAAGAGGAGAUGGAGAUGAGAAGGACCAGGUCUGUGAAGAGGGAAGACAGUGAUGAAGCCCCUCCUUCGGAACUCGUGAAAAAUGGCAAAACAGGCACAAUAUUAGACGAAGCUUUUUUCAGGGAAAUGAAAAACGGCAUAAUAGCUGGCGAAGGAGUUGAUAAAGAAAAGAUGAUAAAGAUAUUAGUGGAUGCCUGUAAAGAUCAAGAGAAUUUCAAACGUGAACUGUUCGUAUUUAUGAAGCAAAGAGGAACUCCCAUAGUAUACGUGCCAAAAGUUGGAUACACGAGAGUCGACCUCCCAAAACUGUUCAGUUUGGUGGUUUCAAAUGGUGGCUACACCCAGGUGACGUUAAACCAUAAGUGGAAGAAAGUUUAUGAUGAAAUGGCUUUAGCGACGACAAUUACAAGUGCAGCCACUUGCAUGAGAAGGCAUUAUGAGAAGCUGCUGCUUCCGUUCGAAAAACAUCUAAGAGUUAAGCACAAGCAAGACGCCCUUGCAAAUAAAACCUACUCAAUAACGGCCCAGGCCAGUCAGCCCUUGGUGUUGACAAUAAAGAAAGUCAAAAAAGAAAGCCCCGUUUCACCGUCAGAAAGCCCAGAUGACUCGCUGUAUUUGUCUGCACACGAGGCUGAUAUUAUUCGAUCCCCAACCAGCAUAAAUUGCAGACAUGUGGAAACUAGCCAGGAACUGAUUUCCAAAUCUGAAAUAUUUCACGCUAACAACAAUGCGAACAUUAAAGCUAGUACAACUUUACCUAUGGCGGUAUCGCCAAAAGAAGAACACGCGCGUAACAUGGAUGACCGUAAAUUCGAACGCACUAAGUUGCAGCAGGGUCAGUACCCCGCCACUUUCAAGAUCGAGCCCGGAUCCGGAGAAACCGCUAAAUGCAUGUCCAACCCAGAUAUAGCAAAGUCGGAUGGUAGCUCGCAGAAUCACCACGCAACCAAUACCACUUCUACAACAGUGUGCGCUAUACCGUUGUAUAAAGUGUCUGAGCAUGCUUUUUCUCUUCGAAAAAAUGCACACACUACCUCGAUCAAUGCAAAAACCAUCUUACCAAAGCAAUCUUCUUUUGUCAUUCCAGUUGUUAGUGCUGUACCGGGAGCGAAUGCAAAUGUCACUGUUUCAUCGUUCGUUCCCUCUGUUUCAUCGACGACAAUGAAUUAUCAUCCUUUACAUGGCAACGAGGUUACUGUAAUCACGAAAGCGAGACCAGUUGAAAAUUUCGGCCCGCUGUCAGUGAGUUCAGCACUUCAAAAUAUUAAUCUUCAAAAUCAAAGUCAACCUGUAUUCAAGAAGCGAAGGGGUAGGCCACCGAAACAUGCCAAGGCUCAAAUGCAGCUUUUAGCAUCGUCAGUUCAGAAAUCUGAAUUAGGCUAUUUCGAAAAGUCUCCUAACAAAAAUGGCACUGUUAUCCACAAUUAUUCACCUCACGUUGGGGGAGACGUACCUCGUUCGAUGCAUGUCAUGAUAAAAGCACGUUUAAUAACACAAGGAUAG